Messenger RNA from Drosophila takahashii, 3787 nucleotides. RefSeq names its product Octopamine-Tyramine receptor (gene Oct-TyrR). Gene Ontology annotation, molecular function: octopamine receptor activity. NCBI's taxonomy places the organism in Eukaryota, Metazoa, Arthropoda, Insecta, Diptera, Drosophilidae. The record is from RefSeq and is a predicted model, not a curated record. Gene Ontology annotation, biological process: adenylate cyclase-activating adrenergic receptor signaling pathway. Gene Ontology annotation, cellular component: plasma membrane.
UGUGGACGCGAGUGGCGGAAAGCAGGCGGCGUCCCUAUAAACAAGCUCUUCCAUCUCUCGUGACUCUGGUGACGAAGCGGCACAAGAUAGCUGCCAGUUCAGAGAUUUCCGCAAAAGUUCAAGUGACAAUUUCCCAACCAACAACAACUUUCCGACGAAGUCAACGCAAAUUGAAUGCGAUUCGAUUGUCUCCCGAUCUUCAUCGAUUCAUUACGCACAGGAAAAAGAAAGUCAACUAUAAAGUUUUUAGUGAAAAAGUUUCGUUGGCCCCGUUGGCGUGGCAAUUCUACCGAAAUCAAACCGAAAUUUUCGCAAAUGAGUUUUGCUAACGACGGGCUAAACCAAUUAACAGAAUUCACUCUUGUGUAAUAAAUAAAUUGCCAACAAUUAUAACUUGCAAUCCCACUCAAGCAUAAUUAAAUGAAAUGUUCAACAAAAUGUUUACGGCAAUUGCAGCUCAAAGCGAGAGACCAUAGACGAGGUGCAACGUGUUGUGGUAGUGGCAAGAAAACUCAAAGAAAGCCGCAAGGCUCGACCAGAAAUUUAUAAUUGGUAAUAGCAGAAAAAAGUCAAGAAAGACACACGCAUCGCACAUUCCGUCCGCAUUUCAACCGAGACGCAUGUUCACGUAAUUGGAGCCCAACUGGGAGCAAGUGGGUGAGACAGGCCAGGCGAUGACAACAUGCCAUCGGCAGAUCAGAUCCUGUUUGUAAAUGUCACCACAACGGUGGCGGCGGCGGCUCUAACCGCUGCGGCCGCCGUGGGCACCACGAAAUCCGGAAGCGGCAAUGCCGUCCGGACGUACACGGAUUCCGACGCGGGCUUGGAAACGGAGACGUUGGCCAACAUAUCCGGUUCACUGGUGGAGGGCCUGACCACCGUGGCGGCGGCACUAAAUACGUCUCCGGCGGAUGCGGACUCCGUGGGAGAGUGCGACGGAGGCGCCGUGGAGGAGCUGCACGCCAGUGUCCUGGGCCUCCAACUGGCGGUGCCGGAGUGGGAGGCCAUGUUGACCGCCCUGGUGCUCUCGGUCAUCAUCGUGCUGACUAUCAUCGGGAACAUCCUGGUGAUCCUAAGUGUGUUCACCUACAAGCCGCUGCGCAUUGUCCAGAACUUCUUUAUUGUGUCGUUGGCGGUGGCUGAUCUCACAGUGGCGCUUCUGGUGCUGCCCUUCAACGUGGCCUACUCGAUCCUGGGACGCUGGGAGUUCGGCAUCCACCUGUGCAAGCUGUGGCUCACCUGCGACGUCCUCUGCUGCACCAGCUCCAUCCUGAACCUGUGCGCCAUCGCCCUGGACCGCUACUGGGCCAUCACGGACCCAAUCAACUACGCCCAGAAGCGGACGGUGGGCCGCGUCCUGCUGCUCAUCUCCGGGGUGUGGCUACUGUCACUGCUGAUCAGCAGUCCGCCGCUGAUCGGCUGGAACGACUGGCCGGACGAGUUCACCAGCGCCACGCCCUGCGAGCUGACCUCGCAGCGCGGCUAUGUCAUCUACUCCUCGCUGGGCUCCUUCUUCAUUCCCCUGGUCAUCAUGACGAUCGUCUACAUCGAGAUUUUCGUGGCCACGCGGCGCCGCUUGCGGGAGCGAGCCAAGGCCGCCAAACUGAACACGAUCGCGCUCAAGUCCGCAGAGCUGGAGCCUAUUACCAACUCCUCACCUGCCGCCGCCUCCACAUCCGGCUCCAAGUCGCGUCUCCUGACCAGCUGGCUGUGCUGCGGCAGGGAUCGUCCCCAAUUCGCUACGCCCAUGAUCCAAAACGACCAGGAAAGCAUCAGCAGCGAGACACACCAGCCGCAGCAGACGCAGGAUGGCUCCGAUCCGCAACAGCAGCAACACGUGGUCGUGCUGGUCAAAAAGUCACGUCGCGCCAAGAUUAAGGACUCGAUAAAGCACGGCAAGGCGCGGGGCGGUCGCAAGUCGCAGUCCUCGUCCACCUGCGAGCCCCACGGCGAACAGCACCUCCUGCCCGCCGGCAGGACCAGCGGAGGCCACUCCGGCGGAGGAAAGUCCGAUGCCGAAAUCAGCACGGAGAGCGGGAGCGACCCCAAGGGUUGCAUACAGGUCUGUGUGACCCAGGCUGACGAGCAGACGUCUCUCAAACUCACCCCGCCGCAAUCAUCGACGGGAGCCGCCGCCGUCUCCGCCACUCCGCUGCAGAAGAAACCGAGUGGCGUGAACCAGUUCAUUGAGGAGAAGCAGAAGAUCUCGCUGUCCAAGGAGCGACGUGCAGCCCGCACCCUGGGCAUCAUCAUGGGCGUGUUCGUCAUCUGCUGGCUGCCCUUCUUUCUCAUGUACGUCAUCCUGCCCUUCUGCCAGAGCUGCUGCCCUACGAACAAGUUCAAGAACUUCAUAACCUGGCUGGGCUACAUCAACUCCGGCCUGAACCCGGUCAUCUACACCAUUUUCAACCUGGACUACCGGCGGGCCUUUAAGAGGCUGCUGGGUCUGAAUUGAGGCAGACUGGUGGGGUGGGGCGGAAGGCCGGCGGACCUGGGCAGUGGGCGGGGGACACGGUUCGAGCGGGACAGCAUUACUCAGAGUUUGUGCCAAACUUAAAUAGUUGUUUAACCGAUCUCAGUCGAUAGCUGCACCCCAAAUAAUGAACCUUCGAUUAGGAAACAGAAUCGAUCUUCUCUAGCACAAAGUUUUAUAUGCUGUAAUAUUGAUUGUAGGUUUUUUUUAUUUAAGGGCUAAAAAAUUUUUGUAAAUCAAUACCUAAUUUCAUUUGUUUGAUAUUGCACUUUAUUAAUUCCAUAUUAAGUAAAUCAUUUUCGAUUUUAUUUAAGUGCGUCGAAAAAUAUCUUAAUAUCCUUUAGGUUUUUAUUUUGCUGUUGUUUUCGUAACAUUAUUUUCAACACAUUUAUGUUUUAAUUUCAGUUGGAGAAGUGCGCCUUUUUUAAGAAUAUAUUGUCUGGAAUCAUUACAUUUAAAUCAUCUUGCUGGGGGAAGCUAAUGCGCCAAGCAAAGAAAUUUCUGGCACACUCAAAUAAAUGUAAACUGUUCAAUACUCAUUCUAAAAAGGGGUUGUGCUGGGGUAUAAGCGAAUAAAUAUGCCUGCAGCCUUCCACGUCUAAUAAGGAAAUCAUCAAAAUUACAUAGUAACGAAAGGCAUACAUACGAUACAUCAUAUAUACGCAAGCUAAGUAACAUCCCAAACGAGAAAAGCAUCAAAUUGAAUUUAAUAUAAUUAAAUUAAAAGUUUAGGCACAAGAUUUGUGUCAACUUUCGUGUUUCACCCUAAGCGUAUGGAAAAAACCAAAAAUGUGUUAGUUAAAUAAAAUCUGCGCUCAAAAUAUGUAAAACAAGUAAGCAAAUACAAACUUCCAAGAAAUAAAAUAUGUUUUCUAGGCAUUACUUUAACGAUUUGUAUUUAAAUGUAAUUUAAUUGUAGGUAAACAAAAAACUAAACUACUACACUUAAUGCAUACUUUGAAAUACGCUUUGAACUAUUUGUUAAAUAAUUUAUUGAAUCAUUGUUUUUAUGACAGAGCAACAAUUGUGUUGAGUUGGCAGCUAAAAGCUUGCGCAUCGAAACUUACUUAAGAUAGAUAAAUGUUUAAUUGCACUUUACGGAAUGCAACAGAGUUAGCGAAAUGGAGUACUAUAAAUCGAUGUAUAAAUUAAAAAACAUGCUAUAUCGUAUAUAUCACAAUUUAUGUCUUUUAACGACGAAGUACGAUAGUUUCACUAAUUAACUUGUUUAACGAGCAAAUGCAAGAUAAGCAUAAACGAAAUAAACAAAAGACAGAUUCGAAUUAAAGUUAUGAAAGAACAUUUUCUUUUGAA